Knipowitschia caucasica is the source of this 4983-nucleotide messenger RNA. The record is from the annotation of a GenBank genome assembly. NCBI's taxonomy places the organism in Eukaryota, Metazoa, Chordata, Actinopteri, Gobiiformes, Gobiidae.
AUGGUGGACCCACUGCUAGGGCUGCUGUCUUUUCUGUGCACGAGUCUGCUUCUCGUCUCCACUCAUGGGUACCUGACACCGCCGGUCCCUUUCCCGUCAUCACUGGAGAAGCUUGUGCCGAAUCCGACCGGGGAGGUGGUGUACAAAAACUCCAGUGUGUUUGGAGUCGUGGACAAAGCCGUGAUCCUCGAUUGUGGUCCGGCGAGACCGAUACCCGAUAUCUACAUAUGGAGUUUCACCAAACCUGGCUCUCAAGAAAUCAAAAAUGUGGUGUAUAAUUUGGGCAAAGGGCCGAGGAUGCAGACCUUUGCCCGCAUUCUGGGGCAGGUCACGGUCAUCUCAGACUCUGCUUCCAUUAGUAUCGAGCAGCUUGCUCUGGCUGCUCACGGAGUGUUCACAUGUCAGGCCAUUUUUGACACAGACAGAGAAGCGCGGUUUAUCUACUACUAUGUGUACCUGACUGUUUGGGUUCCCAUCAGCAAACCGUACCUGGUGUUGAGUGAGCUCUCCCCAGUGGAGGGAAGCACUAUUUGGAUGCGCUGUAAUCUGGAGAAUGGGACUGGUCCAAUACAGUACGAGUGGCACCAUGAAAACAUGAACGGCAGCGUGACUGUUAUUGGGCCCGGAAACUCCAACGUCAUCGACGUGAGCAAAAUCAACCGCAACAACACCGGAUGGUACCUCUGCCGUGCCCAAAACCCAGUCAACAGCGAACAGUCGGACCGCCACUGGUUAAGCAUCAUAUUUGGUCCUGAUGAGCCCAAAAUAGACGUGACUCCGUACACAAUGACCGAGCGUGGAUACUCGGCUUUAGAGAGAGAGACUGUCUCUUUACUGUGCCAGGCUCAGUCCAACCCUCCCAGUCAAUACGUGUGGCUCUACAACAACUCUCAAGUGUUCGGCGGGCCUCAGUACACCAUCACCAAGAUCCUCCGCAUGCACACGGGCGACUACACCUGCCUUGCCCAGAACACCUACCUGAACACCCGCUCCGUGAAGUCCAUCAGCCUGACUGUCUACUAUCCCCCAGAGGGCCUGCCGGUAUGCUCCAUGGAGGCAGUAUUCAACCACAGCUCUUUGAGGCUGGUAUGUCUCUGGGCCGGAGGAUACCCUGCUCCAAACCUGAGCUGGAGCAGUGACUUAAAUUUAACUCAACAAGAGAAAACUGACACAGACCAAGUGAAGAACACGGCCAUCUUUGUGGCUUCCGUCAACAAUACAUCAAACAACAGCUCGUUCUUCUGUAGAGGCUCCCACCCUGCAGUCCCCCAGGCCGCACAGUGCAGUGUGCACACAUAUGUUCCUCCCGAGGAGCCCCAGUGUUUUUUCAGUGUGACUGACCUCAAUGUGACACUGUCCUGCCUCUGGGAGGGCGGAGUCCCGAGGGCUCUGCUGUGGUGGGACGGUCCAGGUGGGCACAGUAAAUCUGGACUGGAGAGCUCCAACAACAUGACCAUACGAUAUGGCACUCUGCGCACUGAGACGCCCUACACUUGUCAUGCCAGACACCCACUUUUGUUUCAGUCAAGAACCUGCAAAAUCACAAUGGAUCCGCCAGUGAACUCCUCCUCAUGCUCCAUGGAGGCAGUAUUCAACCACAGCUCUUUGAGGCUGGUAUGUCUCUGGGCCGGAGGAUACCCUGCUCCAAACCUGAGCUGGAGCAGUGACUUAGAUCUGACUCAACAAGAGGAAACUAACGCAGACCAAGUGAAGAACACGGCCAUCUUUGUGGCUUCAGUCAACAAUACAUCAAACAACAGCUCGUUCUUCUGUAGAGGCUCCCACCCUGCAGUCCCCCAGGCCGCACAGUGCAGUGUGCACACAUAUGUUCCUUCCGAGGAGCCCCAGUGUUUUUUCAAUGUGACUGACCUCAAUGUGACACUGUCCUGCCUCUGGGAGGGCGGGGUCCCGAGUGCUCUGCUGUGGUGGGACGGUCCAGGUGGGCACAGUAAAUCUGGACUGGAGAGCUCCAACAACAUGACCAUACGAUAUGGCACUCUGCGCACUGAGACGCCCUACACUUGUCAUGCCAGACACCCACUUUUGUUUCAGUCAAGAACCUGCAAAAUCACAAUGGUUGCAGUCAGUAGCCCCUCCCUGUCGGUCAGUGAGACAUCUCCACUGGAAGGAUCAUCUAUUUCUAUGAUCUGCAAAGUCCAAAACGGGACAGGGCCAAUCCAUUAUGAGUGGCACUACAAUGCGCAGAAUGGAGCCAGGUUUAAAGUUGCUCAAAGCAACAGCACCGUUCUUCAUCUAAUCAAUCUAAAACACAAUCAAACGGGCUGGUAUCAAUGUGGGGCCAGUAACCUGGUCAACAGUCAGACGUCUGAUCCAGCAUGGGUGGACGUCAUUUACCCGCCAGUGAACUCCUCCUCAUGCUCCAUGGAGGCAGUAUUCAACCACAGCUCUUUGAGGCUGGUGUGUCUCUGGGCCGGAGGAUACCCUGCUCCAAACCUGAGCUGGAGCAGUGACUUAGAUCUGACUCAACAAGAGGAAACUAACGCAGACCAAGUGAAGAACACGGCCAUCUUUGUGGCUUCAGUCAACAAUACAUCAAACAACAGCUCGUUCUUCUGUAGAGGCUCCCACCCUGCAGUCCCCCAGGCCGCACAGUGCAGUGUGCACACAUAUGUUCCUCCCGAGGAGCCCCAGUGUUUUUUCAGUGUGACUGACCUCAAUGUGACACUGUCCUGCCUCUGGGAGGGCGGAGUCCCGAGGGCUCUGCUGUGGUGGGACGGUCCAGGUGGGCACAGUAAAUCUGGACUGGAGAGCUCCAACAACAUGACCAUACGAUAUGGCACUCUGCGCACUGAGACGCCCUACACUUGUCAUGCCAGACACCCACUUUUGUUUCAGUCAAGAACCUGCAAAAUCACAAUGGCUUCCCUCAGAAAACCAGACUUAAUAAUGAGCGCUGCCGAUCCGCAAGAAGGCUCCACAGUCUGGAUGCGCUGUAGUCCAAAGUCUGGGACUGAGCCGAUCCACUUCAUGUGGCAAUAUCGAGAUCACACAGGAAACAUCUCCACAAUGGAGGAAACAACUGCUGAUCUCCAGCUGACUGUCAAACGUAGCCACAUGGGAUGGUACCGCUGCCUGGUCAAAAAUCCAGUCAACAACAUGCAAUCUGAUUGGACAAAAUUAAAUGUCACGUAUGGCCCAGAGCUUCUUGACAUCAACAUAACUCCAAAAGCAGUGGCAGAGCAAGGAUACAUAGCACUGGAGCAGGAGACGGUGUCUUUGUUUUGUCAGGCCCAGUCAAAUCCAGCAAGUCAUUACAUUUGGUUCUACAACAACUCACAGGUUCACAAUGGGCCGCAGUUCACACUCACAAACAUCCUUCGAACUCAAACUGGGGACUACACCUGCUUGGCCCAAAAUGCUUUGCUCAAAACUCGCUCCAAGAAGUCUAUCAGCCUGACUGUCUACUACCCCCCCGAUGGUCAACCCAUCUGUUCUGUUGAGGGAACACUUGAGCAUUCUUCCCUCAGACUGCUCUGCAGAUGGUCUGGUGGACACCCUUCUCCAAACCUCUUCUGGAGCGGAGCCCUUGUGGAUCAGGAGGGAGUGAAUACGAAGACCAACAGCGCCACCUUGAUGUAUUCACAAGGCACGGCAUCCAACAACAGCCUGUUUAAAUGUCAAGGAUCACACAUGGCUUUAAAACAGACAACAGGAUGCAGUGUUCAACCAUAUUCUCCUUCAGGGGCCCCUCAAUGCUCAGCCUUUGUGACCAGCAACAACCAGAGACUGAUGCUGUCGUGUUCAUGGGACGGGGGGUUUCCAAAGGCACUGGUGUGGUGGGUGGGUCCAGGUGUUCAGGGUUCAGCUGGAACAGAGGCCACCAACAUCCUCAUCCUCCGCUACGGGACAGUCCGGAGCCAGCAGCCUUAUAUCUGCCACGCAAGACACCCCCUAGAGGCGCAGACACGGACCUGUACUGUUCCCCUUGAGCCUCCGGUGUUGAGAACACAGCGCAGGACAGUGACUGUAUUUGAAGGCACUGAUGUCCAGCUUACAUGUAGUUUGAUGGACAAUAAUCUGCCUUCAAAUGAAAUCAUCUGGUUCAAUAAUAGGGGUGUGGGUGUGAUGGACACUCCAAAGUACCUGCUCCUGCGCUCCUCCGCCUGGGCCAACCUCACUGUCCGCGACACUCAAGAGACCCAGGACAGCGGCCAGUAUCGCUGCACCACCUCUAAUGCUGUGGGAGGAACAGAAGUCAAUGUCACCUUAGUUGUCAAAAGACACCCCAUGCCACCCAAUGCAUCUCUGGUCAGCGUCAUGUACAACAGCCCUCAGAGAAACCAAGUGGAUCUGGAGUGGCAGGUGCACAACGAGGAAGCCCACAGUGGAGGCUGGACAGGUUUCAUUUUGGAGUAUUCGUGGAUGUUUGAAAAGCCUGGUCGAAGAGGGGGCACAAACCAGUCUAUUAUUUUGGCCCACCCAGAGAAGAUUGCGUCUAUAUGGUACAAUAGCAUCCUCCAGGACCCAUCACAGCGGACUCACACGCUUAGCGGACUCACCCCGACUGUCACCUACCAGUUCAGGAUCACCUCUAUCAACUACCGAACCUUGGGACACCCCUCUGCACCAAUAACACCAGCGGAACCUCGUCAAACCUCAUUACCAGCGAUCAUCGGAGCAGCGAUCGGAGGGAUGCUGUUCGCAGCGAUCCUCACGGCACUGCUGCUGAUGUACAUCAUCCGCAACCGCAACAACAACCCUCGUCUACACGAUCUGCUGUUUGGCAGGCAGCACAGUCAGUCAAGAGAAAACAUCAACUUUCCAGAGGAUGAAGUGAUGGGAUCUGCGGGGGGAAUAGAGGAUAUUGGUGGAUUAUCAAGUUCAGGUGCCACAGUGUCUUUGCCCCGAGCCGCUUCUCCCCUCGCAGCCCCCUCCCAGAGCCCCGGUCCAGCUCUCUCCACUCCACCCUUUGACGACGGCAACGAACCGGUCAACGUCACCAUCACUGUCAACACUACAUAG